Onychomys torridus (southern grasshopper mouse) is the source of this 2945-nucleotide messenger RNA. It is a transcript of the gene Fes, whose product is annotated as FES proto-oncogene, tyrosine kinase. Gene Ontology annotation, molecular function: ATP binding; non-membrane spanning protein tyrosine kinase activity. The record is from RefSeq and is a predicted model, not a curated record. The transcript has 19 exons. Gene Ontology annotation, biological process: regulation of mast cell degranulation; chemotaxis; cell adhesion. NCBI's taxonomy places the organism in Eukaryota, Metazoa, Chordata, Mammalia, Rodentia, Cricetidae. Bases 157 to 2724 code for a protein of 855 amino acids.
UGGACCCGCCCCGGGGCCUGGGGCAACUGAAACCACCUCAGAGGAGGAAGCGAGGAAGCGGGCGGUGUAAUCAGGAACUGGGCUGCCUGGGUUCUGGGCCUGAGUUGGUCCACUGCCGCCUGCCCCCGGAGCAGCUGCCCACGAAAGGACACCAUUAUGGGCUUCUCUUCAGAGCUGUGCAGCCCCCAGGGUCACGGGGCAGUGCAGCAAAUGCAGGAAGCUGAGCUUCGAUUACUGGAGGGCAUGAGGAAGUGGAUGGCCCAGAGGGUCAAGAGUGACCGGGAGUAUGCAGGACUGCUGCACCACAUGUCUCUGCAGGACAGCGGAGGCCAGAGCUGGAGCAGCGGCCCCGACAGCCAUGUCAGCCAGUCCUGGGCAGAGAUAACAAGCCAGACGGAGAACUUGAGCCGGGUGCUGCGGCAACAUGCCGAAGAUCUGAACUCAGGGCCCUUGAGCAAGCUGAGUGUGCUGAUCCGGGAGCGGCAGCACCUGAGAAAAACUUACAAUGAGCAGUGGCAGCAGCUGCAGCAGGAGCUCACCAAGACCCACAACCAGGACAUUGAAAAGCUAAAGAGCCAGUACCGGACCCUGGUUCGCGAUAGUGCCCAGGCCAGGCGCAAGUACCAGGAAGCCAGCAAAGACAAGGAUCGAGACAAGGCCAAAGACAAGUAUGUGCGCAGCCUAUGGAAGCUCUUUGCCCACCACAACCGCUACGUCCUGGGUGUGAGGGCGGCCCAGCUGCACCAUCAGCACUACCACCAAUUCAUGCUGCCUGGCCUGCUGCAGUCACUGCAGGACUUGCAUGAGGAGAUGGCAGGCAUCCUGAAGGACAUCCUGCAGGAAUACCUGGAGAUCAGCAGUCUGGUGCAGGACGAUGUGGCAUCCAUUCACCGGGAGUUGGCUGCGGCUGCUGAGCGUAUCCAGCCCGAGUUUGAAUACCUAGGCUUCCUUCGACAGUACGGGUCCAGCCCUGAUGUCCCACCAUGUGUCACUUUCGAUGAGUCACUUCUUGAAGAGGGUGAACAGCUGGAACCUGGAGAGCUGCAGCUGAAUGAACUGACUUUGGAGAGCGUGCAGCACACGCUGACCUCUGUGACAGAUGAACUGGCUGCGGCCACCAGAGAGGUGCUGAGCCGGCAGGAGAUGGUCAGUCAGCUGCAGAGCCAGCUGAGAAACGAGGAGCAGAACACCCACCCCCGGGAGCGGGUGCAGCUUCUGGGCAAGAGGCAGGUGCUACAAGAGGCAAUACAGGGGUUACAGGUAGCGCUAUGCAGCCAAGACAAGCUCCAGGCCCAGCAGGAGCUGCUGCAGAGGAAGAUGGAGCAGCUCGGCACCGGCGAGCCCCCGGCUGUUCCGCUCCUCCAGGAUGACCGCCACUCCACCUCCUCCGCGGAGCAGGAGCGAGAGGGGGGAAGGACACCCACCCUGGAGAUCCUUAAAAGUCACUUCUCUGGAAUCUUCCGCCCCAAGUUCUCUAUCCCUCCGCCACUGCAGCUUGUCCCCGAGGUGCAGAAGCCCCUCUAUGAGCAGCUGUGGUACCAUGGCGCCGUCCCACGGGCAGAGGUGGCUGAGCUGCUAACACAUUCCGGGGACUUCCUGGUUCGGGAGAGCCAGGGCAAGCAGGAGUACGUGCUGUCCGUGCUGUGGGAUGGCCAGCCCCGGCACUUCAUCAUCCAAUCCUCAGACAACUUGUACCGGCUGGAAGGAGAUGGCUUUCCCAGCAUCCCUUUGCUCAUCGACCACCUGCUGUCCUCCCAGCAGCCCCUUACAAAGAGGAGCGGAGCUGUCCUGUACAGGGCAGUGCCCAAGGACAAGUGGGUGCUGAGGCAUGAGGACCUGGUGUUGGGCGAGCAGAUUGGAAGGGGGAACUUCGGAGAAGUGUUUAGUGGGCGCCUUCGAGCAGACAACACCCCGGUGGCUGUGAAGUCUUGUCGAGAGACACUCCCACCUGACCUCAAGGCCAAGUUUCUUCAAGAAGCGAGGAUCCUGAAACAGUACAGCCAUCCCAACAUUGUGCGUCUCAUCGGGGUCUGCACCCAGAAACAGCCCAUCUACAUUGUCAUGGAGCUGGUGCAAGGGGGCGACUUUCUCACCUUCCUGCGGACAGAGGGAGCCCGCUUGCGGGUCAAGACUCUGCUGCAGAUGGUUGGGGACGCAGCUGCCGGCAUGGAGUACUUGGAAAGCAAGUGCUGCAUCCACCGGGAUCUGGCUGCUCGGAACUGCCUGGUGACAGAGAAGAACGUCCUGAAGAUCAGUGACUUUGGGAUGUCCCGAGAAGAAGCUGACGGAAUCUAUGCAGCCUCAGGGGGCCUCAGACAAGUCCCCGUUAAGUGGACUGCCCCUGAGGCCCUUAACUAUGGCCGCUACUCCUCAGAGAGUGAUGUGUGGAGCUUCGGCAUUUUGCUGUGGGAGACCUUCAGCCUAGGGGCCUCACCCUAUCCUAACCUCACAAAUCAACAGACACGGGAGUUUGUGGAAAAGGGAGCUACAGAGCAUCCGCAAGCGGCAUCGGUGAGGUCCGGAAGGCCCCUAGCUGAAGCCAGUGGCCUGUCCAGGCAAGAGUAUACCUCCUCAGCAGCUCCCGGUCAUUGUUGGACAGCUCCAAGACCUGGGUGCCAACAGGGCUGCUGGCAGGGUGCAGCCCCAGGGAGGCUCUCUGUCCCUCUUCCUGCCCAGUUUCCUCUCCUAGGCAGAAAAAUAAAACCAGUUGUGCCCAUCAGGUAAUCUUGGCAUGUGUGCUCCUCUGAAGGCCAGGAGCCAGUUCUGGAGAAGAUUGGCAGGGUCCUUAUGGUGUCAGUGACAGAGAGUCCACACGGCGUAGAGCUGACACGAUUGGAAGCUCAGGAUGAUAUACACGCUUUGGCCAGGUGGUGGCGCUGUUCUCUAGAAAAGGAUCACAGCUUUCUCAGAGCUUCCCAGAUGCUGAUUGUAAAGACAGUUGCUUU